CUGAUCCUGACUUUCAGUGUCUCAAAUGUCAUUUGCCAGUAGCUGCACUGAUCUUGUGCUGUGUACAACAGAGAGCCCAAUGGAGACUUUUGAAGAAAACAACCUAAAUAAAAGUAAUUUAUUAGAACCUCCAACCACAGGUGAUUCCUCUGUCGAUGAAGAGGAUGUAAGAGCCACUAUAAAGCCACGCUUCUCUCCACUUCCAAGAAGACGGAGUUCUGUGUCUUCAGAUGAAGGAGACUUGGAGCCCCCAACAACUAUAGCAAGAAAGGUUUCCUUUGCAGAUGCUUUUGGUUUUGAUCUGGUUUCUGUUAAAGAGUUUGACACAUGGGAUCUGCCAACUGUAUCACAACCUCCUGUUUAUGAAAAAGAAAGUAUCCCAGUUGUGGAAUACGUUUUAUCCCCAACCUUUCCAUUGCCUUCAAGUUAUAGCAUUACAGAAAAAUUGCGCACAAAAAAGGUGAUACUAGAAUCAUUGGACUCUCUGCCAGGGGUAACUACCGUGAAAGGAAUUAUUCGAGUUCUUAAUUUGUCUUUUGAAAAACAAGUAUAUGUGCGAACAUCCCUUGAUGAAUGGCAGCAUUUUUAUGAUUUCAUAGCAGAAUAUAUUCCUGACUCUUGCAAUGGCGACACAGAUCAAUUUUUCUUCCAUAUUGCAUUGGUACCUCCAUAUCAGAAAGAUGGAGCCAAAGUUGAAUUCUGCAUAUGCUAUGAAACACCGCUUGGCACAUUUUGGGAUAACAAUGAUGGACAAAAUUAUAUACUGACAUGUCAAAAGAAACAGCAGGUGGCGGAGAUUAAUAAACAAAUGGAAGAGGCAGCAGAGAGACUGAAAAAAAGUUGUCUGAAGUCAGCAUCAAGCAAAGAAGAAGAUCUGGAUAUUUUUGAAGCUGAAAACCAAACAGUUGCAGAGAAAUACAUCCCUAAAAUAGUUUACUCACAUGAUGACACCACAGAAGAAAAUAAUCAUGAAAAAGAUGAUAAAAGUUUAAAAAAGAGCAGUGACAACGAAUAUGAUUUGGAAUUGUUUUUAAACGAACAUCUCAUGAAACCCAGACUUACUUCCUCUGAAGAUGACAAUAAUUCUAGGGAUACUGAAGAUCCUAGUUUUCAAGAUAAUGGACAGCAAAAUGAACCAACAGAAUGUCUUAGAAAUGACGCUUACAUCUUAAAAAUGAUAAAUAAGGGCACUACUUCUGACAGCAAUUUGGAAAAAAGCUCAAAGCAAAAGGAUCCAGUUCAAUCACUAGCAGAAGGGGACCUUGUCUACAGUUCAAUCACUGAUGACUGUCAAUUGGAAGAAACUUCUUAUAAAACAUGUAUUAUAUCUGACACAAAAGAAAACCAAACUGUACAUUCAGAGGAUACUUCAAGUGAAAAACAUCUUAUUCUAUCAGACAACUCCCUAUAUACUACAGGUCAACAGCCAGGAAAUGAAACAACAGAUGUGUUCAUAGACAGUCAGAAGUAUAACUAUGACCUAAGUAAUAAUUGUGACAAAACCAAAGAGUUAUCAGGAAGUCUGGAUGAUAAUGCAAAUCCAAGCUCUAGUCAACAGGCAGAAUAUGUAUCAUCUGGACCUCCAGCAAAGUUAUAUACUGAGUUAGCUGUGUAUACUUCAUUUGAAAAAAAUAAUUUUGGUAAAUGCAAUGUUGUUAAUGUUUUGAAAGAUGAUCUUAAUACAGUUACUGAAAAAGCACCUAGAGGCUCAGACGAUAAAGAAUUGAAAUAUAAUUUGCCUACUGAUAUAUAUCUUCUUAAUGAAGAUCGAAAGGAGGAAAUAUGUAAAGAACCAAAAAUUCCAGCAAAGGAAAUUAUUACUACCACACUUUCUUUCCAGAAAGAUAAAAGUGAAAAAACAUAUAAUAUUAUCUCUUCUGAUGUACAUAGACUAGAAAAUUCUGGCAACCAAAAGACCAGUCAUUCUGAAUUUCAAACCAUGGAUACGCAAGUUCUACAAAAACAAAAUAACAUUUUAGUGAAUAACAGUAAUUUGCCUUUUCACUCUGACCACCAAGCUGAGAAUCUAAUUUGCACUAAUAUUAAGGGUGAAGAUUUUUUUGAAAGUGAGGAAAUCCGGAGUUUUGAAACUCCUUUAUUGAUAGAGGAAGAUCAAGAACUUGAAGAAUGUAUGAACGAAGUUUGCAACACAAGCAAGUUUGUAGAACAAACACCUGAAACUGAGUACUCUAAUAUAAUUUACGACAAAGUUCCUGAGAAUCCAGAUGAUAAAGCAAAUUCAAAGAAAGAAAUUUCAGAUAGUGUUCCAAUCCAUAUGGCUAAAAGAGACAAAGUUAUUAUUGCUGUGAUAACUGAAGAGGAAAGGCAGAGUCAAAUAUGUACACACAGUGGUGGAUCUCCCUUAGAUGUUAAAAGUUCACAUGUAGAUGCUUCAGAAUUAAUCCAAACAAUAUCUAGCUUACAGAUAAGUGAAGAUGUUGAAGAAGAAUCUGUAUUCAGAUUAGAAGGAAAUAAAGACAAUUUAAAAGGUAAUUUUAUAAAAUCUCCAGCUGAGGAUAGUCAACCAUCUGGUAGAGAUGAUAUAAGUGGAGUACAGAAAUUAAAUCCAUGUGAACAAAAUAUUUGGACUGAACAAAACCAAGUUUACAUGGGUGUGAAUCAUAUUUGUGAAGAACAAGAUGAAAAUAACACUGAUGAUGUGCCAUGUACCAUGAACAAAGUGGGGGAGGAUGUACAGUAUACUGAUCAUGAUUACUCCAUUAGCCAAACCAGCAAAAACAUAUCCAACAGUGGUUUUGUAAAAAGCUCUGGAAAUGUUACUAGUGAAAUCAUUGAUGAAAUUGAAACUGUAAUAGAAUCUACAGAAUACGAAGACUUGUCAGAAACUUCAUUAACCAGAGAUAGUGCAGAGAGUACAGAUGAUACACUCAGCUUGGAAGGCAACAUGGAAGUGAGGUCUUUGGGGCCAUCUAUUUUGAUAAGUGAACCAGAUGAUGAGAUGGAUGCCACAUUCUUAGAGACUGAUGUACUGCUGAGUAAGCACAGCAAGCAUGGAGAAAUAAAUCAAUGUUAUUAUAAUGGUGCUGAUCAGGAAAGUGAUUCUAAUAUUAAGGCUGAGCCUCUAGAUGUUAACAAUGUAAGCUCCAAAGUAUUUUGCGUUAUUAUGUUUGUUGUGUUUGCUGGUUUAAUGUACCACUAUGAUUUUCUUGUUUGUUUUGCUCUCUAUCUUUUUUCGCUAUACUGGUUAUACUGGGAAGGAGACAGGGAUUCAAAACCAAUUAGAAAGGAUUAAAUAAGGUGAUUGAUUUUUGAAUUUAUUAGAGAGAGAAAAAUGUUAACAAUUGAAAACAGUUAACCUUCUGACAUUAUUUUAUAUCAUAUGGUAAAAAUAAUGUGUAAUUUGCUUCUUUUUUUAAAGUGAUUACUUGUCAAUGGACCAUACAGUUAGAAUCUGAAGAUCAUUGAGAGCUAUUAAGCAAGAUGUAGGACAGUUUAUUUCUGACUUUUAAAUAAAAAUUUUAUUGUCUCUAUUUGAGAAAUCUACAACUAUUUUUUAUGUUUUUGUAAAACAAUAUUGGCAUUAUUUGUACUUAGUAUAUGUUUUAUUUUGCGAGAGUGAUGUUUUUUCUUAAUUUUUGUUCUUCAAGUUCUCAUAAUAUUUGUCUUUAGCUUUAUUUUAAUAUUUUGGUGUUAAGUUAUUGUUGUCACUUAGGUAAAACUAGUAUAUUAAAAUGAUGUAAGUUCUUUGUGCAAGAGCUGUCAAAAUAACAUUGCUGCUUCAUUGAAAAAUUGACAGGCUGAAGGAUGGGUCUUGAAAAAUGUUAUUGUAAAGACACAAUGAUUUAUAGGAGGCAUUGCAUUAAAAUGAAUGUGUUUUAACUCAA
Bombina bombina (fire-bellied toad) is the source of this 3845-nucleotide messenger RNA. RefSeq names its product protein phosphatase 1 regulatory subunit 3A (gene PPP1R3A). The record is from RefSeq and is a predicted model, not a curated record. Gene Ontology annotation, biological process: regulation of glycogen biosynthetic process. The transcript is spliced from 4 exons. Gene Ontology annotation, cellular component: protein phosphatase type 1 complex. Lineage: Eukaryota; Metazoa; Chordata; Amphibia; Anura; Bombinatoridae. Bases 26 to 3253 code for a protein of 1075 amino acids. Gene Ontology annotation, molecular function: protein phosphatase 1 binding; glycogen binding.